Aspergillus calidoustus is the source of this 2091-nucleotide messenger RNA. NCBI's taxonomy places the organism in Eukaryota, Fungi, Ascomycota, Eurotiomycetes, Eurotiales, Aspergillaceae. The record is from the annotation of a GenBank genome assembly.
CAAGGUUGCACGAAUCCUCGUCCACAGCCCACAAGUCUAGAACAGUCCUGCAUGUUCCCAACAGCACCUGACCAUCCUGUCCCAUGCAAUAUUAAAUAGUCCAGAGCUGACUGGUUGCGGAAUGAAUGUUCUACGAUCGCGAUCGCCGUAGCACCACCAUCUGCGCCAAAACGCAAUACAAUAUCGCCCUGCACAGGGGUACAGAAGCAAGAAAUCACGCCUGGGCCAUGCCAUUUUUACCGUUCAAUAUUGUGCACAACCUACGGAGUGAAUUAGCCGGAUCGGAUGCCGAGAUCCUGACAUGGGGCAGCGACGGGUAUGAAAACUGCAUGCAGCAAUGGAGCGAGACGUGUGAUACAUUCGUGGGCGCAACAGUCCGAAUCACAUCAGCCGCCCAAGCUGCAGCCGUCGUCCGCUUCGCCGCACAGCACGAGAUCCCCUUCACUGCCCGAGGCGGCGGCUACUCAACCAGUGGCGCCUCGAUAACCUACGGCGGAAUCGUCCUGGAUCUGUCGAAGCUGCGCGAUGUCCAUGUUGACCCGGAUUCUCAAACUGUCACAGUGCAAGGCGGCGCCGUCUGGGCCGACGUUGACGUUGCCGCCGCGCAGCACGGACUGGUCGUCGUGGGGAGUACGCUGAACCAGAUCGGCGCCGCGGGCGCAACGCUCGGCGGCGGGUACGGGUGGCUGACGGGCCAGUAUGGGCUUGCGAUCGACAACCUGCUCUGGGCGCAGAUGGUCCUGGCGGAUGGAUCAGUUGUGCGGGAGUCGGACGCAGAGAACCCGGACUUGUUCUGGGCGGUGCGCGGCGCGGGGCAGUGCUUUGGGGUUGCUGUGGAGUUGGGGUUUCGCGCGCAUCGCCUGGUGGCGGAGGAGGCGGAGCAUCGUGUGUUUGCGGGGACGUUGCGCUUCGCGCCGGAGAAGCUGCCGCGGAUUGUGGCGUUUGCGAAUCAGUUUGAGAGUCUAAAUGAUGGCAGGCAGGGGUUCUGGUUUGGGAUCACGACCGAGUCUACGGCGGCGCAGUGCUCCUCCAUCCUCAUCGUGUUGUUCCACAACGGACCUGAGGGUGAGGCGAGACAAUUCUUCACCCCGGUUCUCUCACUGGAGUCGAAGAGCGAUACAACCCAGAUGCUCCCGUAUGAUGGCCUGAAUAGAAUCCUCAACAGCAAGGACAUCAUGGCCCGCCGCGACAGUUUCCCCAAAGUCAACAUUACGUAUCCCGACAAGAGCGUGGGGUUUCGGAAGAGUCUGCGCGGUUCAAACAUCACGCUCCCUCUCGAUGUCGAUUUCGUGCAGUCGGUCUAUGACGAGUUCAAUGCCGUUGUGGCGGACUAUCCGGAGGCCCGCGAUAGAAGGAUUCUAUUUGAGAUUCUUCCCAACAAAGAGGUCACCAAGGUCCCUAUCAACGCUACGGCGUUUGCCAGCCGUGGUCCCUACUAUAAUGUCAGCUCGCUUUUCGAGUGGAGCGAGGCACACCUGGACGACGAGAUUCGCGCACGGCAGAAGAGGCUGAUGGAAAGGGUUGGCAAAUGCGCUGGUAUCGAGAGGAAGCCGGGCUAUAAUCCUUCAUUGCAUGGAGCAGGACUAUAUGCGAAUUAUGCGGGUCAUGACAUCCCUGUUGAGGAGAUAUUCGGGGAUAAUCUUCCUCGACUUCGCGAGCUGAAGGCGAAAUAUGACCCGCGAAAUAUAUUUAGGAAGUGGCACAAUCUGAACCAGCAUGUCCAUCCUCCGGCUUGACGCUUGGGUAAGUUGGGUGGAUAUAGGCCUGACAACAUGGAUCGCGGAUGGAAGCCCUUCAACUCAUGGUUAUGAAGGUGAAAAGUUGAGAUAUUCGAUUAGGCAAUUAAUCAAGACAUUGGAAGCCACGAUCAGAGCUUGUUUCCAGUUUAGAAGGAACUAUAUCUAUGGAAAUACUCAGUGUUGUGCCUCAUAAUAUCACACUUCAGUCUCAGGUGCUUCUCUGUGUGCCUAUGCACCAUUCCAACCGUGGCUGCAAGGGAUAUCCACCAUGCAGAAUAGUUCAAGAUUUCCAAGGUGGGUCCUCAUCCUCCUGAAACGCCCUCGUGCUGCAAGACACAUUGGACAAUCGGCU